GUACCAUUCAUCCUGGGCGUCAGCAACCUUCUCUCACCCGUCACGCCAGUUUCGCACCCAUGGUGGACGUGGUGUGUGAGCGCGUGAAGAAGGUCAAUCUCGACGUGCGCAAGGCGCAUGCCAUCAGCGCAUUCCAGGCAGCGGCCAGCGUGGCGGCGGUGUUCGGCAAGUGCUGCACAGACAAGGCUGCUCUGACCCGCAGGGCUGAACAGGAGAAGCUUCUCAGAAAUGCACUGGCCACAAGCGAGG
Molecule: messenger RNA, 249 nt
Organism: Closterium sp. NIES-65
Lineage: Eukaryota; Viridiplantae; Streptophyta; Zygnematophyceae; Desmidiales; Closteriaceae
Source: the annotation of a GenBank genome assembly